GCGGCGCUACAACUCGUAAGGGUCACUCAGAUUCGCAAAGCAAAACAGCGGCUGUGGCCAUGAAAAGGCGACACAUUUUUUAAACGAAACUCGAGUGCGUGGCGUACAGAGGUGCGGACUGGCUCGCUGGCUCUGAAUCACAUGUUUGUUGUCCUGCCUUGGUCCUGCCAAAAUGGCAGUCAGCGAUGAUUCCGUCGAACGCACACCGCUUCUUCAGGAACAAUCUGAUUCUUCUUUGCCCAGUUACAGCAAUGCCCAGGUCAGGGACGAACUCCCACCGCCAUACACGCCACAGUUUGCUGCCCAGGGCAACAUCGUUCCAUGUCGUGUGUGUGGAUAUGUGAUUGACAUCAGCGGCCGACGGGACCAGCAUGUUGUAAAAUGCUCGCGCUGCAGCGAGGCCACGCCCAUUCGUCAUGCACCUCCAGGCAAGAAGUAUGUACGGUGUCCUUGCAACUGUCUCCUCAUUUGCAAUGUGACUUCGCAAAGAAUAGGCUGCCCAAGGCCAAACUGCCACCGAAUUAUUAAUUUGGCUCCAAGUACCACUAGCAUUCCCCAGGCUCCCCUCCCUGGACUUUGCCGUGUUUCAUGCGUCCAUUGUCAGCAGAACUUCCUGUUCAACACGCUGAACAAUGCCUUGUCCCGCUGCCCACAUUGCAGAAGAGUGUCUUCGGUGGGGCCCCAGUUUGCACGAACCCGAGGAAUCCUUUCUCUUGUCCUUGCUCUCGUGUUUUUGGCCAUUACGCUUGGAGUUGCGUUGGGGACGUACCAGUAUGCUUUUGAGAAGAAGGGAAUAUAUGUUGUUUAUGCUGGUGGCUUCAUUGCUUUCCUCCUGUUCUUGCUGAGGUCCCUCUAUUACCUCACAAUGAGGGUAUCUCACAUUGAAGGACCAGCAUGAAGUCGAAGCCACAUGGUUAUGUGUCCUGAUAGUUCCCAGAUAUCUAUGUGCAAAAUAUAUUACUUUGCUUAUUGUCAGACCUCUUGGUCUGUGUUGAAACCCAGUAUCAUGUUUUACUUGUUUUGCCCCUUAUCCCCAAGUGUAUAUAUGAUUUAUGACUUGAGAGUUUGUUUUUUCUAUUUUUUUAGGUUCCUCCUUGAUCAAGUUUCACCUUAGUGCUGCUGUAAGAGCACAAUAUUGAUAUUCAUUAACUUUCCUGCUUGCUUGCAUGCAUGCUGAUACGUUUUUUGGACACAGCUGUUGGCUUAAUGGUUGAAAGAACUUAAAAACGAAUGUGUGCACUUGUGAUUCCAACUGCCACGCCAAAGGCUAAAGCGCUAUUUUGUGUUCUUAGUUCGUCCCCAUAUUCUCCAUUCUUAAAAUUUCAAAAGUGCCUACUGCAGUUCAGUAUGUUAUUUAAUGGCUCUCUGCAUUCUUAGAAAUAAUGUAGUCGACAGUUGGUCUUUCGCUUUGUUAAGAAUGAUUUAACUUGGUUCACUUAGAAAAGUACCCUGAUCCAUUUACCCUUUUGGCUUAUUUCCACAGCAUUAACAUGAUGGUAUCCAAGGUUUACUAUGGGGUAGUUAUUUGAGUAAACCCUAGCCUGACCCUAGCUUUGAAACCCGCACAAUUAAUCAUGCUUUUUUUAUUAUUGCUAGAGGAAUGCAUGGCAUUAUGGAAUUCUGUGUAUAUGAAUUUCAGGUGUUAAAAAUUGUGCACUCCUUUUUUUUUUAAAUAUAAUGUUAUGGAAGCAUACAAGGUCAUAACUUGUUUUGAUAACCAGCUUUGCAAGUUGUGUAUUUUAUUGGAGUUUGCUUAUGCACUUGUGAAAUGAGGACAAAUGUGUGUGGCAGGUUCCUUUGUGUAGGCGACAUCGACCUUCGAUGGAGGUUUAUCUGUCUCUUUUGUGGCAAUAUAUGCACCUAAGGGCCUGCACACAAUGGCGUUUUUUUCCCUUGUUUUUUUUUUAAUUUUUUUUUAGGUUCGUUGCUAUUUUUUAGUGUGUUACCAAUAAAAGGUACCCCAAGC
Ixodes scapularis (black-legged tick) is the source of this 1966-nucleotide messenger RNA. Its product is annotated as type I phosphatidylinositol 4,5-bisphosphate 4-phosphatase-B. The transcript has 8 exons. Gene Ontology annotation, biological process: phosphatidylinositol dephosphorylation. Gene Ontology annotation, molecular function: phosphatidylinositol-4,5-bisphosphate 4-phosphatase activity. The record is from RefSeq and is a predicted model, not a curated record. Gene Ontology annotation, cellular component: phagocytic vesicle membrane; late endosome membrane; lysosomal membrane. Bases 173 to 898 code for a protein of 241 amino acids. NCBI's taxonomy places the organism in Eukaryota, Metazoa, Arthropoda, Arachnida, Ixodida, Ixodidae.